Molecule: messenger RNA, 1258 nt
Organism: Rotaria sp. Silwood1
Lineage: Eukaryota; Metazoa; Rotifera; Eurotatoria; Philodinida; Philodinidae
Source: the annotation of a GenBank genome assembly
AAUCUAAUGAAAUUGUUAAAUGUCUUACACGACAAUAUCAACGUGCUAUGACUAGAUUGAUUACCUAUCGAUUUAUUGUACAAUUAAUUAUUUCGAAUAAAGAUAAUAAUCAAUGUUUGAAUAUUUUAUUUAUGAAUUUAAAAGAUAAUAAUUUAGAUUGGCAUUUUCUUGAAAAUAUUCAAGCGUCAAAUAAUCAAUUGAAAGAAGAUAUUGGACAUCUCUAUUAUAAAAUUAUUAAAAAUAUAUUAUCAAUUUCAAUAGAAUCUAAUAUGAAAACAUUAUGUGUAUUGAAUCUCAUCAAUUUAAACUAUAAUUCGAUGGAUUUAUGUCUUUUGAAUGAUUUUCAAUUUAUUCAAGAAUUAUUUAAUCCAUUUAUUAGCUUGACCAAAAUAGAUAUGACAAAUGUCGAUUUAAUCAAUAUGAAAUUUACAGUAUUCAAUUGGUUUCGUUUAGUUGUAUUAAAAUUAUGUGAAAAUAUUGAAUUAGAAGAAUUACGAAAUAUGCAUCUUGGUAAUCGAAAAUUUCAUCAUAUCUUACAACAACAAUGUAAUUUAAUUUUUAAUAAAUUAAUUUUAACUGAACUCAAACAAUUACAACAAAACAAAUUAACAUGCGGAGAUUUAUCAUUGAAAAAUACUUCUCUUCGUUCUUCUAUUCGAUCAUCAAAAUUCGAUGUUGAUAUUUGUAUUGAUCGAUAUUUAAUGCUUCUACUUCGUUGUAUUCAUUUAUAUGAUCAUAUUCGAUUGAAUUAUGCUACAAUGGAUUAUAUUGAACAACUGUUCAAUUUAUAUCAUACAAGUCAAUCUCUCAGUACUCGUCUAUUAACAUUAAGGAUUCUACGUGAUCUAUUGAUAUACUUAUCAGAAGAUACGAAUAGAUCUUUUAUUGAAGAUCUAUUAACAAAAAUUUUAUUUUCUAUUGGUCAAAAUUUUAAUUUAUUAGAAACUGAGAAAAUAGAUCUUGAUAUUAUUAUUGAAUUUAUCUAUAUCUAUCGUACGAUUAUAUCACAUUAUUCACCAUGGCAAAAGUUUGCAACGAAAUUAUUCGUCGAUGCAAUAAAAUCUGGUAUGAAUCUCAAUUUUACAUCAUUAGAAACGAUCGAAUUACAACAAAUGAAUUUCUUUCUUGCAUCAAUAUGUAUCUUAGGUGGUUAUGUUCGUCCGUAUUGUUUAGGAUCAACUGUAGAAAUCUAUUCAACUAAUACAGAUAUACAAGAAUUACAAUCUGCAAUUAUAAUUGAAGUUAAUAUGGAUGCUCU